AUGAAGAUAAAGAAUCGGAAAGCAAAAGUGGAUAUCAGGGCUCAGUCUGAACACGAAGAAGUUGACAUGAAUGGGGAGGACAAAAAUCAGGACACAGUUUGGAAGGAUGUUGAUACGUUUAUGUAUGAUGAAAAUAUACCCAUCGAACAUGAGAACAAAUAUCAACCUGAUGAUAUUGACUUACAGCGGGAAGCUGAUGCUCUCAUGCCAGUUGUUCCUGCAGGGCGACCAAAACGCCAGCGUUUCCUUCCUGCAACAUUUCGUGACUUUGUCCCCUCUCAACCUUCCACUCUUCCAUCCGGGUUACCAUCCAAAACUCGAAAUGGCUUGACACCUCCGCUUCCAAUUUCCAUUCCUGCAACUCCAACUCGGAGAUCUCCCUCUGUUCAAGAUAUACAUGCUCCUUUGUCUACAGUAUCCACAGAGCCUGACCAGUUUGGCCUUUUUCGCGAGUACAUUCAGUAUCCAACAUAUGAACCAGAUGAAUUCAGCUCGUUUGACGAUCUUUGUGAUGCAAGCAUGUUCAACAUAUCUCAGCCUCCUGCGCGCGAUCCAGAGAGCGGCUUUGGUCCACGGAAAUAUGCUUCAGAUGCGCUUUCAUCAUCUAGUCAUAGAUUUCAAUCUUUGUCUAAGUUGACGGAUUCAUAUGCUCCCUUCCCAAACACGUCUACCUACCACAUGAUGAAGUUUGCAUAUGAUGAACGUAACGACAAUUCUUUCGGCCUUGCUGGGAUUCAGAGGGUAAAUGAGGAAAUUAUCCAACAGCCUGGCUUCGAUCCUAAAGACCUCCGAGGGUUCAACACUCAAAGAGAAGCAAGGAAACUUGACGAAUUCAUUGCAUCUCAGUCCGUCAAUUCAAAUCUUCCUUUUGACACUCAUGCGGGCUGGAAGAAGAGUUCGGUGAAGAUAUCCCUUCCCUGUACUGGAAAGAAGAAUAGCGAAGACAGGGCUCCUACAGUUGAAGUUGACAAUAUCAUUCACCGAGACCUGUUGGAGGUUAUGAAGGAAGCUUACUCAUCCGAGGCAGCAUCAGAGUAUCAUCUACGAGGCUACAAGCAGAUGUGGGAGCGGGAUGAAUAUCCAGAACCUAUUCGGGUCCAUGGCGAGGUUUAUACUUCGGAUGCAUUCCUUCAGAUGGAGAGUGAGGUUUUGAGCAGUCCAGCUGAGCCAGGCUGUAAUCUCGAACGCGUUGUGGUUCCCAUCAUGGCCUAUUCAGAUUCUACACACCUUGCCAGUUUUGGUACUGCUUCCAUAUGUCCUGGUUAUCUCUGGUUCGGUUCUCAGUCAAAAUACUCUCGUGCGAAACCAAGUAAGUUCGCUGCACAUCAUCUUGUGUAUUUUCCUUCACUUCCAAAAACAGUCGAGGAUGAGUACACGAAGCAAUUCGGUCAUGCUCCAAGUGAUGAAAUGAAAACUCACCUCAAACGGGAACUCGAACAUGAGGUUUGGAAGCUUCUCCUCACGGUAGCUUUCCUUCAUGCAUAUGUCCAUGGUGUUGUGGUUGAAGGGCCUGAUGGUAUCCUUCGAAGACUAUAUCCUCGAUUCUUUACUUACUCAGCUGAUUAUCCUGAAAAGAUACUCCUGGCCAGUAUCAAGAAUCUCGGUACACAUCUAUGCCCUCGCUGCACCAUCAAAACAAGUGAAGUUUCUGGAAUAGGAACCCGAGAAGACAUGGCUAGCCGUGAGACCUCUCGCCGAAUCGACAAUAAAAGGCUUCGAAAAAUGAUUGAGAAGGCAAGAAAGAAGUUCUUCAAACAUGGCAAAGGGAUCGGAAGCACUGCAGUCGAGAAUGAGUUAAAGGGCUCCUGUACUCCUCACCGGAAUGCUUUCUCUGCAGCUUUCCAUGAUCUCGGGUUCAACUAUUUUGCUCUUUUUGUAAAUGAUAUUAUGCAUGAAAUCGAACUUGGUACCUUUCGAGACCUCAUCAUCCACCUCAUCCGUAUGUGUCAUGCAAUGGGGAAAGAUACUGUACAAGAGCUCAACCAGAGAUUCCGAACUGUUCCAACAUUCGGACGUGGAACUAUUCGUCGAUUUGUUGACAAUGUAUCAGAAUUGAAAAAGCUGGCUGCUCGUGAUUAUGAGGAUCUACUCCAGUGUGCACCAACUUGCUUCGAAGGACUCUUCGCCACCAGGUCUCAAGAGAUUGAUGACCUUGUUCAAAACCUGCUUGCUCAUAUGGCCACCUGGCAUGCUUACGCCAAGCUGCGCCUCCACACUGACUUGACAUUAGAGUCAUUUGAGGUGGCAACCAUAGAGCUGGGAUGUCUCCUGCGUACAUUUGCCAUUCAAACUGCUGAAAAAUUUGAUACUCAACUCCUUCCUCGUGAGGCUGAUGCUAAAGCUCGGCGAAAAGCCAAGAAGAAGAAGACUGACAGUCAAAAUAGGAACAAAAUAGCAGAUAGCGAACCACGUCGCAAGCUUUUCAACCUCAAUACCUACAAGUUUCACGCACUUGGAGAUUAUCCUUGGACCAUUCGAACAUUUGGAACCACAGACUCUUACAGUACACAGCUAGGUGAAUUGGAGCAUCGUCGUAUCAAAAGACUCUACAUCCACACCAACAAAAUCCACUUCACAUUUCAAAUUGCACGGCAUGAGCAGCGUCGACGUGCACUCAAGAAUCUUUUACGAAAAAAACCAACUAACAUCCAACAUCGCGCUACUCGAUCAAAGGUUUCAAGACCUUCACUUUCCUUUGAUGACUCCGAUCCUCUUCCGUUUACAGACCCUACCACACACUACCACAUUUCAUCAAGCACACGCUUCUCUGAGAAUAUAGUCACUUGGCUUGGUGAUCUUCAAUAUGAUCCUGCAUUUACGAACUUCCUUCCAAAACUUAAGGAUCAUAUCUUGGAACGACUUCUUGGCAUACCUCAAAACGAACGUGAAUUUUCCGCUGCACAGCGUACUACAAUUACCUUCAAAAAUAACAAGAUCUUCCGCCAUAAGGUCAUACGUCUUAAUUAUACAACAUAUGACAUGCGUCGCAACCAGGACUCAUGCAAUCCUCGAACCCACUCCGACAUCAUGAUGCUCUCUGGAGACCCAGAGACCUCCUCCGAGCACCCUUAUUGGUUCGCUCGAAUCAUUGGAGUCUACCAUGUUGAUGUCAUUCAUUCCAGUGGACUCUCUCAAUCCCUUCUUGCUCAAAAACUUGACUUUUUGUUCGUUCGCUGGUUUGGACUAGCAAAUGAACAGGAACAGUAUGGUAUCUCCACCAAGCACAUGCCAAAGCUCGGCUUCAUUGACACCAGUAAUCCGGAAUCGUUUGGAUUUGUUGACCCUAGUAAUGUUAUCCGUGGAUGUCACAUUAUCCCUGCAUUUUCCGAUGGGAAAACUGACCAAUUUCUCGUUGGUCCUUCGUUAGCAAGACGGGAGGCCGAUAACGGUGAAGAUUAUUUUCGCUACUAUGUGAACAUGUGGGUUGAUCGUGACAUGUUCAUGCGCUUUCGUGGUGGCGGCGUUGGUCACAAGUCCACUCUCUCCUCCACCCGAGUUUUCGAAGAGCAAAACAAUGUCAAGCCUGGAGAUAAGGAUAGAAUGUUCGAUGCAGCAGCUACUGCUCUUGUCCAUGAGGAGGAUGGAGAGAGUGAUGCUGUUAUUGUCAGUGAGGAGGAAGAGGAAGUGGAAGUGGCAAAUCAUGGUAGUGAUGGUGAGUUGGAGGAUGUUCUAGGGCCAGAAGAUGGAGAAGACAACGGGAUUGAUGAAGACUAUGAGGGGUUUGCGGAAUAUUAG
Messenger RNA from Lentinula edodes (shiitake mushroom), 3735 nucleotides. RefSeq lists its product as uncharacterized. NCBI's taxonomy places the organism in Eukaryota, Fungi, Basidiomycota, Agaricomycetes, Agaricales, Omphalotaceae. Bases 1 to 3735 code for a protein of 1244 amino acids. The transcript is spliced from 10 exons. The record is from RefSeq and is a predicted model, not a curated record.